CCGCAAUUCAUUUGACCGACGAUGAUGGCCCGGCUCGACUUCAAAAGUUCGCAGGUCAGCAUCGAAGCUCGACUUCGCCAGCGAUAUUCACUCCGUAUGAAUUGAUGAGCUUGAUGCCGUGACACCAACUGGGCUGGUACUCUCGGAUAGUCCAUUCGUACGAACCUCCAACAAACGUGUGACUACGACACCACCACUUCUAACCCGUACCAAUUUCAAGCGAAAGCCACUCCCCUACCGGUCCUCCGCAUCCUCUUGCGCAAGCGGUUUUCACUUUAAGUCUGCCUUGCACCCAAAACGCUCUCGAGCGGUUGCACCAGUUGUCGUCGGUACAUACGAGUAACGACUACUAGUACCCAGUGGACCGCAACAUGACAUCCGUGCCUAAACGCCGCCUGGCCGCGCUCUCGCAGCAACUCGUCGAAGGCAUACCCUCCGAAGGCACGUUCGAAAACCUGCCGCGCAUCCGCCAUGUCGCAGGACCGUCGACGGGUCAGCGAGUGCAGGGCAAAGUAGCCAUCGUAACUGGCUGCAACUCGCCCAUCGGCAUUGGCCGCGCCUCGGCGCACCAGUACGCCGCUAACGGAGCCCGCGCAGUGUACAUCUGCGACUACGCGACCGAGCACCUCGAAACCCACAAGCGUGAGAUGGGGCAAUUAUACCCCGACUGCGAGGUGCAUUGCGUGAAAAUGGACGUUGGAAACGAAGAGCAGGUCAAGGGCGUGGUGGAUCAAUGUAUGGCAAAGUACGGACGGUUAGACAUCAUGUUCGCCAAUGCCGGCGUGACGGGCGUGCCAAACACGUUCGAGCACAUCACCUACGAUGCCUUCAUGAACACGCUCCGAGUCAACACGGUGGGCGUGUUUCUAUGUUUCAAGUACGCGGCCAUCGCGAUGCAGAAGAGCAAUACAGAAAAAAAGUAUUCUGGAGGCAGUAUCAUUGGCACGGCGAGCGUGGCGGGAUUGAGGUCCAACGCUGGUGGGACGGAUUACUCGGCGAGCAAGGCCGGCGUCGUCUCGCUGGCGCAGACCAUGUCGUAUCAACUGGCCGGUACGGGUGUGAGGGUCAACGCCUUAUGUCCGGGUGUCAUUGAGACGGGGAUGACAAAGGCCAUGUAUGACCAGGCACGCAGUCGAGGGACAGAGAGGAAGAUUGGGCAGUUGAACCCGUUGCAGCGAGGAGCCGUUGCGGACGAAGUAGCAAGAGUUGCCCUUUUCUUGGGCAGUGAUGAGGCUAGUUACGUCAAUGGUCAGGCCUGGGCGGUAUGUGGUGGUCUGAGUGCCGGUCAUCCUUUUGUGCCUGGGAAGCUGGCAUGAGGUGCAAUGAAAAAGAUAUCAGCAGGUCACUAGCCUGUAAGAUCUUUCUGCAGCACUUCCAGAACCUUUUGCUCGUCGAUUUGGGCUAGAGACUUUAGCUCUUGUUCAUCCUGCUUGGUGUCUGCGGGGAACGUAGGUAGGUUGAUGGAUAUUUCUGAUCCGUACA
Molecule: messenger RNA, 1482 nt
Organism: Exophiala xenobiotica
Lineage: Eukaryota; Fungi; Ascomycota; Eurotiomycetes; Chaetothyriales; Herpotrichiellaceae
Exons: 2
Coding region: 372-1316 (314 amino acids)
Molecular function (GO): oxidoreductase activity
Source: RefSeq, a predicted model, not a curated record